AUGGCGAUGUUAGUUGAGCCACCAAACGGGAUCAAACAAGAAGGGAAACAUUACUACACGAUGUGGCAAACAUUGUUCGAAAUCGACACGAAGUACGUUCCGAUCAAACCAAUCGGAAGAGGAGCUUAUGGCGUGGUCUGUUCAUCGAUCAACCGAGAGACCAACGAGAGAGUCGCCAUCAAAAAGAUCCACAAUGUGUUUGAGAAUCGUGUCGAUGCCUUGAGGACGCUGAGAGAGCUCAAACUUCUUAGGCAUGUGAGGCACGACAAUGUGAUCGCGCUUAAAGAUGUUAUGUUGCCUUCGAAUCGAUCCAGCUUCAAAGAUGUUUACUUGGUUUACGAGCUGAUGGAUACCGAUCUUCAUCAGAUCAUCAAAUCCUCUCAGUCUCUCUCUGAUGAUCACUCCAAAUACUUCUUGUUUCAGUUGCUUAGAGGAUUGAAGUAUCUUCACUCUGCAAACAUCCUUCACCGGGAUUUGAAGCCAGGGAACCUCUUAGUGAACGCGAACUGCGAUCUCAAGAUAUGCGAUUUCGGGUUGGCGAGGACGAGCAGAGGCAAUGAACAGUUCAUGACGGAGUAUGUGGUUACACGUUGGUACAGAGCACCGGAGCUUCUUCUCUGCUGUGAUAACUAUGGAACCUCCAUUGAUGUCUGGUCUGUCGGAUGCAUAUUCGCAGAGAUUCUUGGUCGGAAACCGAUCUUCCCUGGAACAGAAUGCUUGAAUCAGCUUAAACUGAUCAUCAAUGUCGUUGGCAGCCAGCAAGAAUCGGAUAUUCGGUUUAUAGACAAUCCGAAAGCGAGAAGAUUCAUAAAGUCUCUUCCUUUCUCAAGAGGAACUCAUCUCUCUAGUCUCUAUCCACAGGCCAAUCCUUUGGCUAUAGAUUUGCUCCAGAGGAUGCUUGUGUUUGAUCCAACGAAGAGGAUCUCUGUGACUGAUGCGCUCUUGCACCCGUACAUGGCGGGAUUGUUUGAUCCUGGAUCAAACCCGCCUGCUCAUGUUCCGAUCUCUCUUGACAUUGAUGAUAACAUGGAGGAACGAAUAAUCAGAGAGAUGAUGUGGGAGGAGAUGCUUUAUUACCACCCUGAAGCUGAAACCGCAAACGCUUGA
Microthlaspi erraticum is the source of this 1107-nucleotide messenger RNA. Lineage: Eukaryota; Viridiplantae; Streptophyta; Magnoliopsida; Brassicales; Brassicaceae. The record is from the annotation of a GenBank genome assembly.